Molecule: messenger RNA, 2953 nt
Organism: Scylla paramamosain (green mud crab)
Lineage: Eukaryota; Metazoa; Arthropoda; Malacostraca; Decapoda; Portunidae
Product: differentially expressed in FDCP 6 homolog
Exons: 10
Coding region: 22-1797 (591 amino acids)
Cellular component (GO): cytoplasm; nucleus
Source: RefSeq, a predicted model, not a curated record
UCACACGGGUGGGUCUCCUGCAUGAGGCUCACUUGUUCCCGGCGGCCCGUCAUGGCGACCCUGGGCCAGCUGGUCGCUAAUAGCCUUUGGUUUGCCUUCGACGCCCUUGACCACCAGAAGACCGGUGCGGUGCCCAAAAGUCAGCUUAAGGUGCUGACACAGAACGUGGGAGUCCUGCUGAAGGUGGAAAGGCGCGUCGAGAAUUGCAUUGCUGAGUACCUGAGCUCCCAGCACCUCACCUUCGAGCAAUACCUAUACUUCCUAACACAUGAGGUUUUGUCGGAAGUGGACGAUGGGUCAACAAGCUACGUAGGUCUGAAGGAACACCAUGACGCCCUUGACCACACCUUCUGGCUGCUGGGACGCCACACCCUCCUCCAGCGGCACUACCCAGUCUUCUCCGAGGACGCGCUGUUCAAACUUUUCAGGAUAUUUUGUCUACUGGCAGACAGAUCUUCAGAGAGAAAGGAAUUGUUACAGGUGAGUCUCAACGUCGGGGAAGUGCGGGAGGUAACGAGGAACUUGGUCACCAGCCUAGGGCGGGAGUGGGAUGUGCGGGACUUCAAUCAGCUGGCCACUGUCAUAUCUCACUUCACCUUCCCAGUCUUCAUCACCUUCCUGGAGGGUCGCUACAUCCAGGACACGGAACCCACGGCUCUAGAGAGUGCUGUGGAUGAUGUAUAUGACAACUUUGUUCAGCAGAUUUUAAAACGCGGCAAGGUGUACCAGCGUGCGUGGUGGACGCCGAUAUGGGUGAAGCGCGAAAUGGAGGUGCGGCCAUGGGCGCUGAUCGCUCCUUGUUACAAACUCAACGCCAAAUCCGCUGCCCUGUCUGUGGUGUUGGGCCAGACCCACGUGCCACUCACGCCCGCUGCCACGGUGCACAACAUUCCCGAUGAGCCCGGCGCCCGCCAGUGCAGAUUCACGCUGUGCCUCGAGAGUAACAAGCUGGUGCAGCUGGCCGCCACUGACCACAGAAGCAAGAGUGAAUGGCUGAGGGCUUUGGACGCCGCCAUUCAUCACUCCCAGGAGGCGCUGCCGUAUCACGUCAUACAAUCAGCGACAAGGAAACUGGAGCACGCCGAGGAGGAGGCAAGGGAGACAGCGGAGCGCAUCAGGCGGGACUCCCAGGCUGACAUCAUUGAAAACACCCAAGCAGAGCUGAUGGCUGAGAAAAUGGCUCGCGCGGAGGCUGAGGCAGCAGCACGCGAGGAAGCAGCUGCCCGUCAGGCAGAGGAGAAGAGGGUCCUCGAACUUCAGACGCUUCGACUUCAGCUGGAGACAUUACUUGAAGAGGAGACUCAGGCUAAAAGAGACGAAGAAAUUGUUCGAAACCUACAAGCUAGAGUGCUACGGGAAGAGUGGGAAAGGCGGGAGGAGCUGGAGCGACUGCAGGAGGAGCAAAGGAAGAUGCUGGCUGAGGAGACCAAGAAACGACAAGAGUUUGAACGCCAACAAGAAGAAAAAGACUCUCAGCUCAGAGAGGCAGAGAAGAUGCUGAGGAAGCUUGAAAGCGAGCGGCUUCGUCUAGACCGAGACCUGCGCAGCGCCCGGGAGAAAAUAGUCAUGUCUGAGCGAGGCAAGGAGCUCCUAGAAGCAAGAAUGAAGGUGAAGGAGAGGACGCCUCCGGUUCGCACGUACUCGCUGCGUCCCGUUAGGAAGGAGCGGGGAAACAUUCCAAAGCGAUCUUCUUCCUUCAACACUCAAGCUGCUAGACUCUUCAAGUUUCGACCCAAAAAUGAAGAAAAUAAUGAAAAUGGAAGUGAAAAUAGUAACGGAACUGUGGAAAGUAACUGAAAUAAAGGAACUUUGCCCAUUCGUUCCUGAAAUUUCGUACCCAAAACAAAUGUUGUACAUACACACGUGUAAACAUUCACAUUUAUGAAACGUCGUUGCAGUAACUCGUAUCAGAGUGUUAUGAUAUACGUACACACUAAAGUGCAAUAUUACAUGACAGACUGUUGCAAAUAAGCAUUUUCAUAUUUAUUUUUAUCCUCGCCAAAUACGUACUUAUACAAUGUUUUUUGUUGUCAAAUAAAUUUGAUCAGUCAGCUUAUUUAACAGCAACUUUUUGCAGAGAAGAAUAAUUUGGGGAUCGCUGAAAGCUUAAACUCAUCAAGAACCCCAGAUGCUUGUGCAAUGGGCGACAGUGCUUGACUCGGUGCUGACUCACGUGGUACCUGCCUUGUGGCACACUUAUGCCAUUCUUUUCAUACAUUUUAUUAUAUAUAUAUAUAUAUAUAUAUAUAUAUAUAUAUAUAUAUAUAUAUAUAUAUAUAUAUAUAUAUAUAUAUAUAUAUAUAUAUAUAUAUAUAUAUAUAUAUAUAUAUACGAGUAUAUAUAUAUAUAUAUAUUCAUUAUUUCCAUAUGUAUGUAUAUACAUACAAGAUUCCUUUCAUCAUCACCGUGCGGUUUUCCAUUUUUCUUGCUUGCUUCUAAAGCUCUAGUGAAACGAAAAUGGCUACAAUGUCCCACAGAUGUAUUAUAACUUGUUAUAUUUAACUGAUUUGCAUUUAUGGAGAAAGUUAAACUUUGUACAAAUAUCUCUCUUCUAAAACAUGUAUGAUUGAGUAUGUAUUUAAUAUUGCAUUUAUUUUUUUCCUUGUGAUUAUUUAGGUAUUCUUUUUAUUGAAUUUUCCACUCCACACACACACACACACACACACACACACACACACACACACACACACACACACACACACACACACACGUAUAAAUAUAUCAGAAAUUCCAGGCAUAAAUAGUACUAUUCUAAAAUGUUGACUUGAAAUCCUACCAACUUAUCAAUUUCUGAACAUACUAAUUAAUGUCCUGCCUGUGGAUUUCAUGUCGUUCUGGUGCACAGGUCUUCCCAGACAGCCACUUGCAGACUGUAUCUGCUUGAUGUAAUGUAUGUUAUUCCGUACACAAAUCCGAGAAAAAAUGUCUUGUCAUCAAUGAACUAUCAAAGACA